AUGAGCAUUUUUCCAUCGAUUAAACUCACGUAUUUCAAUGAAAGUGGUCGUGCUGAGGCCUCACGUCUGGCAUUUUACAUUGGCAACGUCCCCUUUGAGGACAAACGCCUUAGUGUUGCACAGUUUACUGCUACAAAGGAUUCACUUCCGUUGGGUCAAUUACCGACACUUGAGGUCAAUGGUGAAGUGCUGACACAGUCUCAUGCUAUCAUACGUUACGCUGGUCGUCUAGGAGGUCUCUAUCCUACUACUAUAUCGUACUUGGCUUUGAAGAUUGAUGAGGUGCUGAAUGCCAUGGGUGAGAUUGAGGAGAAAAUGGUUCAGUUGUCACACGAAACUGACGUGAACAAGCAGAAGAAGAUGGGAGAGGAACUAGUGACGGUUAGUCUACCUCGUUACGCUGGUCUCUUUGAAGCGCGUCUGGAAAAGAUGAAGCAGAUUUCAGCUUUUCGGUCGGAUCAUGUCUACAUACACGAGCUUGCUCUCUAUGUCUGGAUCAAAUCACUGCGUGAUGGUUUUAUGGAUUGUAUCCCCACGCCGGUGUUGGACGGCUACAAGCUACUAAAUGAGACGUACGAUAAGAUUGCUAGCCAUCCCAAGGUCAAGGAAUGGUACACUCUCCAGCAUGAUACGACACCCAAACUUAAACUCACGUACAUGCCACACCCUGGUCGUGGAGAGCCAAUUCGUCUUGCCUUGUUUAUUGGUGACGUUGAGUUUGAGGAUGACCGCAUUACGCGUGAAGAGUUGGCGACUCGCAAACCUUCACUGCCCUUCAACCAGCUACCGGUGCUCGAAGUAAACGGUGAGGUUGUUUCCCAGUCACUGGCAAUCCUUCGCUAUGCAGGCACGCUGUCGGGAUUGUACCCGACAACGGAUCCAGUGGCCGCAUACCGUAUUGACGAGCUGUUUGCGAUCCUGGACAAUAUGUUUAACUACCCACUCUGGGGUGCGUCGUACCGCGAGAAGGACGUUGAGAAGCAGCUAGCAAUGCGUGCAGAGCUGUCCAGCGGUAUGGUACCAAAGACGCUCAGAUUUUUGGAAAGCCGUGUCAUCAAAAACAAAGGACCAUAUGCAACUGGCGCCAACUUCACGGUUGCAGACCUUGCUAUCCACAGUGUACUGUUAGGCUUUAAAAGUGGAGUGCCAGGAUUCUCAAAGACGAUUGCAGAUUCGUACACAAACCUGCAGCGCGUGUUCAAGCAGGUGGCGGAGCACCCUAAGGUUGUUGAGUGGAACGUUGCACACAACCAGUAG
Molecule: messenger RNA, 1257 nt
Organism: Peronospora belbahrii
Lineage: Eukaryota; Oomycota; Peronosporomycetes; Peronosporales; Peronosporaceae
Source: the annotation of a GenBank genome assembly